GGACACAGUGCUGUACCAAGAUGACACAAAGUCGCGGAUGAUCUUGGCGACGGUGUUUUCGAUCUCGCGGUCGAGCAGCUGCUCACUGUCUACGGAGGAGGAAACCCUCUCCAUGGUGACAAACCGCUCCAGGUGAAGGACCCUGUCUGAAUCGAGGAACACCUGAGAUAAGAGCCAGGCACCCAGCACAACAAGGAAACUUGUGAAUAUGCACAGCAGCCACACGUUCACCAGCAAGUGGAACAAGACCAUCCAGGCUAAGAAAGCACCAACACCCAUCAGCUUUCUCUGGCCCAGCACGUCGACCCAGCCCCAUGAUUGGGGUGCAAGGCCAGCUGGAGAGGGCAUGGUGGCGCCCCUGAUUAAAGAAAAAAAAAAAAAUAAAGUUUAGAUUCACAAAUUACAGCCAGUGUCUCCUCAUUUGACAUACAGGCCGAGGAGAGUAAUUAAGGAGAAGGGCGUGCAGGUCAAAACUGGAAACAAGCCAGGGCAGCAUCUGUUUUCAUUUUCUUGAGAAUGUCUUGAGCACGAUUUAAUGUGUGUGUGUGUGUGUGUGUGUGUGUGUGUGUGUGUGUGUGUUAAUUUGGACUCGUGUAGGUCUUGCAGAUGGUUGACAGUUGUAGAAAGCACAAAAUGACAAACUAUCAUAACGUUAACGGAAAAAACACUUGUCAAACCAAAUGCAUGGUUAGCAACCCACAAGCUAGCUAGGUAGACAUUUAACCGAAACGCUUCAAUCAUGAUUCUGAUAUAGUCUCUAAGGUAUAGCCGUUUCUAAGUACAAUGUCUAGCCUUAUACGUAUAGUUAAUAAUAUAUCACACUAUAGUGAGCUUGAUAACAAGCUAUCAUUUUAGCCAGCGAUACAUCGCACUGGCAACUACGGCUAGUUACCUGCUAUCUAUCUAUCUGAUGCAUAACUUAGCAAGCGAAAUGCACCACUUCCAAUUCAGCUGCUAAGACUGUGUGUGAAGAAGCCAAGUCACCAUGAAGUUAUCUUCUUCUAUGGUAUGACAUAGAUUGGUACCAACUCUUCACUGCCACCCGCUGGACUACUGGGAAACGUGAUUAAAAGUGACAUUCUAUCAAAGUGACAUUUCUAUAAAAGAGCAAAAGUGUAGGCCUAGUAACUCCUCUACUCUGUUUCUGUUUGCCUGGAUUUUAAAUUAAAUGGCUAAAUUAAAUGGCUUUUCCCGUGAUCAACUGGAAUUGCAUGAGGUUGUAUAUGCCAAGCCUAGAGGGCCCCUGAUCUGUGGAUAGACCUACAGAGAUUACAACUAACCAUGUCCAUAAUAAGUUUUGAGCAGACAUCAUCACUAGGCCUACAAAAAAGUCCAUGACCUGCCCUGACCAUCACCAGCAACCAGGGGUGGAGUGGUAAAACAAGAGAGUGGAUGAACCUAGAGCCGGCGUGGGAACAGACUUAUCACUGGACAGAAGAGCCCCCCGCACACCCAUGGCCAUGUCAUUACUCUGUGGGCAGUUUCACAGGUCCCGCUUCCUCCCCUCAGGUCCUUUUCGACUUGCACUCCCUAUAUAAAGCUACUCAGCCCUCUCAGUUGUGUCAGAGGUUUUUUUUUUUUACAUGGUUGACAAAAGAGUCUGGCAGAGUUGCCUUUGAUGAAGGUGAGUUUGCCCCUCUUUCAUCUCACAGAAUCUGUACAUUUGUGGGAAAGAAAGAAAAGUUGUCGUCUUAAAGGUUAACAGGACAGUGCUGUAAUGAAAUGUACAAAAUGUGAUUUUGAUGGUAAAAUUUGGUUUCAGGCAGCUCUUUUUUCUUCGCGUAUGCUACAGACUUUUACAUACCCUCGGAGUGUCACACCAAAGAGAAAACAGUUGAGGGGAAAGAUGUCAAAGAGCUGGAUGCUUUGUCGCUAUGCGCCAGUUGCAGUUGUACUUAUCAUCAUCUUCAGCGUUAAAGGUUACAUCGAAGACCCUCUUCUGGCUUGCCUGCAGGAUGCUGACUACAAUGAGCUUCUUGACAUUAUGAAUCAGGGUCUCCCCUUAACCAAAACUCCACAGCAUGUAGUUAUCGUUGGUGGGGGAAUUGCUGGACUGACUGCAGCCGAGCUCUUAGAAAAAGCUGGACACAAGGUGACUAUCAUUGAGGCAAAUCAUCGCUUAGGCGGCCGCGUGGAGACCUAUAGGAAUGAAAGGGAGGGCUGGUAUGCUGAGUUAGGAGCCAUGAGGAUCCCCAGUUUUCACAAGAUUCUGUUCAAUUUGGUGGCUAAGUUGGGACUGCAGCUAAAUACUUUCAUCCAAGACGAUGACGACACAUUUUAUUAUGUCAACGGACUACUUCACAGAACUUCCAUUGUCAAAGAAAACCCAGAUGUAUUAAGAUACCCUCUCAAUGAAGCUGAAAAAGGGAAGUCAGCAAGUCAACUUUUUGAUAUGGCACUAUGGAAGAUGAGAGAUGACUUGAACGCCAUUGGCUGCCAUUCUGUUUUGGAAAAAUAUGAUUCAUACUCAGUAAAGGAAUAUUUGGUGAAAGAGGCUAACCUGAGCCGAGGAGCCCUCAGGAUGAUAGGAGACAUCCUGAAUGAGAACAGCAUUUUUUACACAGCUCUAACAGAGAUGCUGUACAUUCAGUCGGAUAUAAAUGACAACAUUGAGUACUAUGAAAUCACUGGCGGCUUUGAUCUCCUGACAAGAGCAAUGACUGAUAUGCUCAACAGCACCAUCAUUUUCAAUUCAAAGGUCAAACGCAUAACCCAGUCUGACAACAGUGUAACCGUUACAUACCAGGACUGGCGCAACCCCUCAACUCUGUCGAACAUCACCGCUGACUAUGUCUUACUGACUGCUUCGGCGAAGGCCACGUUGUUUGUUGAAUUUCAACCUGCCCUGUCAGAGCUCAAAUUGGAGGCGUUACGCUCGGUCCACUACACCACCUCCACAAAGGUGGUGCUCAGUUUCAGCGAGCGGUUCUGGGAACAGGCUGGCAUUAAAGGUGGCAAAUCCAUCACUGACCUGCCCUCUCGCUUCAUAUACUACCCUAGCCACGGGUUUUCUGGGAAAGGAGGGGCCCUCUUGGCAUCUUACACGUGUUCCGAUGACUCUGCUCUGUUCCAGGGACUGAGGGAUGAUGAGCUGAUGGAAGCAGUGCUAAACGACUUGGUAAAGAUCCAUGGUGAGGGUAUACGUGGUCUCUGCACAGGAGGCGUGGUGAAAAAGUGGGGUUUGGAUCCCUUUAGCCUGGGAGCUUUUGUGAUUUACACCCCUUAUCAGCAGACGGACUACGCCUCUGUUUUGUUCAACAGCGAGCACAGGGUUCAUUUUGCAGGGGAGCAUACAGCGGCUCCGCACGCUUGGAUUGAAACGGCGAUGAAAUCUGCCAUCAGAGCUGCCAGAAACAUUAACAAAUUGACAGUCUAAGAACAUGGAAAAACAGUGCUUGCAGACUGUAUCUGACCAACUCAGGUGUUUUUGUUAAAAGUCUCACCUCCUGCCAUAAACUGCAUUUGUUGAAAAUAUCUGUAUAAUUGGGCAACUCUGCUUUGUUUGAGGAGUAAUAUACACUACUGUACCAUUCAAAAGUUUGGAGCCACUUAGAAAUGUCCUUGUUUUCAUUGUUGCAAAUGACUGUUGUAGAAAGAAAUGGCUGAUCUUUAAUGCAAGUAGCCUGUAUAUGCCCAUUAUCAGCAUCCAUUCAUCCAAUGUUCCAAAGGCACAUCUGACAUCAUUUUAAAAGGCUAACUCAGAAAACAUUGGAGAACCCUUUUGCAAUUAUGUAAGCACACCAUCUAAUCUGAAAACUGCUGCCCUCAAUAAAAAACAACAAUGCAACUGAUCUCAGCUGGUAUUCUGUCUAUAAUGGAAUGGAAAUUCCUAAGUGACCUCAAACUUUUGAAGGACAGUGUAAUAAGUAAUAAAGUUGAAUCUAAUGUGUGAAACAGA
Sardina pilchardus (European sardine) is the source of this 3898-nucleotide messenger RNA. It is a transcript of the gene il4i1, whose product is annotated as interleukin 4 induced 1. Gene Ontology annotation, molecular function: L-amino-acid oxidase activity. The transcript is spliced from 9 exons. NCBI's taxonomy places the organism in Eukaryota, Metazoa, Chordata, Actinopteri, Clupeiformes, Clupeidae. Bases 1718 to 3376 code for a protein of 552 amino acids. Gene Ontology annotation, biological process: amino acid catabolic process. The record is from RefSeq and is a predicted model, not a curated record.